Messenger RNA from Panicum virgatum (switchgrass), 4358 nucleotides. RefSeq names its product fructose-bisphosphate aldolase-lysine N-methyltransferase, chloroplastic-like. Gene Ontology annotation, molecular function: RNA binding; protein binding; [ribulose-bisphosphate carboxylase]-lysine N-methyltransferase activity. Gene Ontology annotation, biological process: RNA modification; peptidyl-lysine monomethylation. The transcript is spliced from 6 exons. Bases 1735 to 3384 code for a protein of 549 amino acids. NCBI's taxonomy places the organism in Eukaryota, Viridiplantae, Streptophyta, Magnoliopsida, Poales, Poaceae. The record is from RefSeq and is a predicted model, not a curated record. Gene Ontology annotation, cellular component: chloroplast.
AACGAAACCAACGGUCGUGGUCGUCCAAAUCCAUCUAUCCCCUUCGCCGCAGCCUGCCCCGCGCUCCCCGGCCGUGCGCCACCACGACCAUGGCCGCGCUCCAAUCCCAGCACCACCACCUCCUCCUGCCGCGUCACCGUCUGCUCUCCCUCCGACCACCUCCUCCUCGCCUCCGCGUGCUGUCGAGGUCCCACCGCCUGCUUCCCCGCGCGCGCGCGGUCAGCGCGGCGGCAGCGUCGACCGCCGCGCUGGAGGACUUCCGGCGGUGGCUUUCCUCCCACGGCGCGGUCGAGGGGAAGGCCUCCCCGGCCGCCGUGCCGGAGGGCCUCGGCCUCGUGGCGGCGCGGGACCUGCCGCGCGGGGAGGUCGUCGCGGAGGUGCCCAAGAAGCUCUGGAUGGACGCGGACGCCGUCGCGGCCUCCGACAUAGGCCGCGCGUGCGGCGGCGGCGGGGAGCUCCGGCCGUGGGUCGCCGUCGCGCUGCUGCUCCUCCGGGAGGUCGCGCGCGGGGCGGACUCGCCGUGGGCGCCCUACCUCGCCAUCCUCCCGCGCCAGACCGACUCCACCAUCUUCUGUGCAGGUCAGAAGAAGAGCUCCUAGAGAUACAAGGAACACAAUUACUGAGCACAACAAUGGGUGUCAAAGACUAUGUGCAGAGUGAAUUUGAAAGCGUUGAAGCUGAGAUCAUAAAUGCAAACAAGGACCUCUUCCCCGGUACCAUAACAUUUGAUGAUUUCCUAUGGGCAUUUGGAAUACUCAGGUCCAGGGUAUUUCCAGAGCUCCGUGGAGAUAAGCUUGCUCUCAUACCGUUUGCUGAUCUGGUUAAUCACAGUGCUGAUAUUACCUCAGAAGGGUCCAGUUGGGAGAUCAAAGGAAAGGGCCUUUUUGGUAGGGAAGUCAUGUUCUCUUUGCGAACACCAGUGGACGUUAAAUCUGGAAAACAGAUAUAUAUUCAGUACGACCUGAACAAGAGUAAUGCUGAACUGGCACUUGACUAUGGAUUCAUCGAAUCAAAUCCAUCAAGGGACUCAUAUACUGUGACCCUGGAGAUAUCUGAAUCUGAUCCAUUUUACGGAGACAAGCUUGACAUUGCAGAGUUAAACGGGCUGGGGGAGAGUGCCUAUUUCGAUAUCGUCCUCAAUGAACCCCUUCCGCCUCAAAUGAUUACUUACCUGCGAUUACUUUGCAUUGGCGGAACAGAUGCAUUUCUCUUGGAAGCACUCUUCAGGAAUUCAGUUUGGGGCCACCUUGAACAGCCAGUCAGUCCUGACAAUGAGGAAUCAAUAUGCAAGGUCAUGCGAGAUGCUUGCAAAUCUGCCCUUGGUGCCUAUCACACCACAAUACAAGAGGAUGAAGAACUAUUGGAAACGGAAAAUUUGCAGCCAAGACUUAAAAUCGCGAUUGGAGUAAGGGCCGGCGAAAAGAAAGUACUGCAGCAGAUUGAUGAUAUUUUCAAACAGAGGGAGGAGGAAUUGGAUGGCCUAGAGUACUACCAGGAAAGAAGACUCAAGGAUCUUGGUUUAGUCGGUGACAAUGGUGAAAUUAUUUUUUGGGAGACCUAGAGAUUUUUUUUGUUACUCUUAUCUGUCCAAUAGCGCUACUGCAAGAAAUGCAUUCUGAUACUGUCAAGAAUUGCAUGGUAAAAUGGUCUGUGUACUUCUGUGACAUAAUCAGCAAACAGAUUGAGAAAAAUUGAAUCAUCAUCAGCAUUCGAAAGAAUACGUGAUCAUCAAUCAUGGUCAUAUAUUCACCUAACUACAAAGUGGACGUCUUCUCUCAAGAGGCGCGGCGAGACAUGCCGAGCGAUCCCCCUCGCCCUCGCCGCGCGGCCCUCCUCCCGCUCAACCUGCCCCCGCACAUCCCGUACUCCCGCGCGCUGCAGCAGCGCCUCUACCUCAUCGCGCAGCACCUCAGCCGCCGCCGCGCGAGCUCCCCUUCCGCCGCCCGCCGCGGCCUCGACCAGCUCCACGCGCAGCUCCUCCUCAACGGCUUCACCCACAAGCGCUUCCUCCUCGCGAAGCUCCUCUCCCUCGCCGGCGCCGACCUCCCCCGGGCCGAGUCCCUCUUCCUCUCCGCCUCGCCGGCGCCGCACAGCCCCGCGUCCCCGACCCUCGCCAACCUCCUCCUCCGCGCCGCCGCCGGGUCGGGCGCCGCGCCGUCGGCCCUGCUCGCGCUCUUCUCCCGCCUCGUGGGCCGCCACGGGCUCCGCCCCAAUGCCUUCUCCUUCUCCACCCUCCUCGCGGCGCUCGCCUCCGCGGGCGCCGGGGCGCUCCCCCACGGCCGCGCCCUCCACGCGCACGCCCUCGCGCGCGGCGCGCUCGCCCCGUCCGGGCAUGUGAUGACCAGCCUCGUGGACGCGUACGCGUCGGCCCGCCAGCUUGGGGACGCCCGGAAGGUGUUCGACGAAAUGCCGUGCAAGUCGGUGCCCGCUUGGAACUGCAUGCUCGCCGCGUACGUGCUGUGCGGCGAGCUGGACGCCGCGCUGCGGUUCUUUGGCCAUGAGAUGCCUUGUCGGGACGCGGUGGCAUGGACGACGGUGAUUGGUGGGUGCGCAAACUCUGGGAGGGCCGCGGAGGCUGUUGAGCUGUUCAUGGGAAUGAGGAAGGCACGGGUCAAGGAUGAUGCGGUGACCAUGGUUGCUUUGUUGACAGCGUGUGCAGAGCUGGGUGACCUGGAGCUUGGGCGGUGGGUGCAUGCACGCGUGGACUGGGAAGGAAGGCAGCGGAGGACAGUGUUGCUGGACAAUGCUCUCAUCCAUAUGUAUGUGAAGUGUGGCGCAGUGGAGGACGCGCUCCACUUGUUUCUGAUGAUGCCAAAGCGGAGUACCAUUUCGUGGACAACUAUGAUCUCAGGUCUUGCAAUGCAUGGUCGUGCCCAGGAGGCAUUGGAUUUGUUCCACAGAAUGCAGGAGCGUCCUGAUGGUGCAACUCUGCUCGCAGUUCUGCGGGCGUGCAGUUACGCAGGGAGGAUUGAUGAUGGGCAGCGGUACUUUGAGAGCAUGGAAAGAGUUUAUGGUAUUACUCCAGAGAUACAGCACUAUGGAUGCAUGGUUGACAUGUUCUGUCGCUGGAGACAAUUGCACGAAGCACUUGAGCUUGUGGAAAAAAUGGCAUUCCAGUCAAAUGAGGGUGCAUGGGGUGCAAUACUGAGCGGAUGCAGAAGGGAGGGUAAUCUUGAGCUUGCAGCCAAAGCGACCGAUAGAUUAGUUGAACUGCAGCCAGAACGAGCAGCUGGGCACCUUGUGCUUCUAUCCAACAUGUAUGCUGGCAUCGGACAGUGGGAGCAGGCUCGGAUGGCGAGGGAAAGAGUGGCCACACUGAAUGCACAGAAGCCUGCUGGAAGAAGCUGGGUGAAUCAGAAUGAGUCCAGCAUGGUCGUAGCAUAAACCCAAUUGAUUGAUCAGUGACUCACAACCUUAGUCACGCACUAAGCCACUGUACUCGAACAAGCAAAGCAAUUAGUUGAUCAUCAGGUGUUAAGUCAACAUUAUCAUCACAGCAGUGUAUGAGGCUUGCAGUGGAAAAUUUUCAGGUAUAGAUGGCCAAAUGGAUUGUCUGCAACAAUCUUCACCACCUUCAGGUCAGCUUGUGAUACUAAUGCACCACUGUUGUUCCUUUCCAGGUUAACACAUCAUCCAUUGCUUUACAUUUUUUUGUAGCACUUACAUGGUAAAAUUGGUAGAAACAGUUAUAGCUAAAUAUAUUGUAACUCCAACUAGAAAUCUCUUGUUUCAUGUUUAUUCUGUGGUGAAAACUCCCUACCAUAGCUCACCUCAUUGUCACAAUAAUGAUGAAAAAUCAAUGCAAAAUCCUAGCAGAAAUACAUACAUAAGCUAACCUAGACACCUAUCUACCCUUACCUACAACUCUUUUAUGAGAGGUAAAAAAGAAAAACAGUAUCCAACAUCAACCUGAUAAAACUUCAAUCUCCUCUCCUAUAUAGACAUAUGGUAUUUACUGUUUUAAUUGUCGACAAGUUGCUACCGGAUGCACUCCAACUUCCGGAUAACACUGAAAUCAACUACUCGUUGAUAUCAGCAGGAACGUUUGCAGUGUCAUUCCAGAAGCUUGUUGCAUGUGCCGAUGCCAAUUGCGGCGGCAAGAUGCCAUGCAGCGUGGAUAUAGGGAGUGUCUGGGAAGCAAUCAUCAGCAAUGAACAAUGCACCUCCCAGCAGAGAUGACAUCUUGUGCAGGUUAUGUGCCAUCCUGAGGUCUGGUUCAAUUGAUGCCCUUCGUGCAAAGGAAACCUGACAUUUAGGAAUCGUUAGAUUUACAUACAAAUUGUUCUGUUGUUUAUUGAAGAGUUCUCUUUAAUCUAGAAAUGAUACGCUGGAUAAUUUGAAUUACUUGCCUCCAUCAA